Molecule: messenger RNA, 1934 nt
Organism: Chironomus riparius
Lineage: Eukaryota; Metazoa; Arthropoda; Insecta; Diptera; Chironomidae
Source: the annotation of a GenBank genome assembly
CACUUCCCCACUCACACAGUCAUAAUCAUCACGUACACCAGCAUACACAUACAUUAGAAAAAUUUCAUUAUACCUGACAAAAAAGAGGAAAAAAAGAAAUCAACAAGCGGCUGUUCCCAACAAAAAAAAUUAUCAUUUCAAUUUUAAAAAUCAUAGAAGAUACAUUUAAUCCAUAAGUCAUAUUUAAAACUACUUUAAGUGCAUAUAAGUGAAUAAAGAAUAUCAAAAAAAAUGCCUGAAAACACUGAAGCAGCACCAGAAACGCAAAAAGCUGUUGGCGAAGAAAAUGGCCACGCCGAAGAGCAGUCAACGGAAGAAACUAAUGGAGUUGAGAAAAAAGAGGAUAGUUUAAAGGAAAAAGAGGAGCCAGUUAAGGAAAUGAAAGCAGUUGUUUUGUUAAGUUUCGGUGGAUAUAAAGGAGUUAAAAUUAUGAAAAAACCCGAACCAACGCCCCAAAACGGAGAAGUUUUAAUUCGAGUCAAGGCAUGUGGAUUAAACUUCCAGGAUUUAAUUACUCGUUUGGGUGCAAUCGAUUCACCACCGAAAACUCCAUCUGUUAUGGGAUUUGAAUGUGCUGGUGAGAUUGAAGCUAUUGGCGAGGAAGUUGAGGGAUUUGAAGUUGGUGACCGUGUUGUAGCACUUCCUGAAUUCAAAGCUUGGGCUGAAUUGUGCACUGUUCCAGCUAAGUUUGUUUAUAAAUUGCCAAGUGAAAUUUCAUACAACGAUGCCGCUGCCAUAUCAAUGAACUUUGUAGUCGCUUAUAUCAUCGUUAAUGAAUUGCUUUCAUUGAAGCCUGGUAAAUCAGUCUUGUUGCAUUCUGCUGCUGGCGGUGUUGGACUUGCAAUUGUACAAUUGCUUCGUACAAUUGAAGGAAUCACCAUUUUUGGAGUCUGCUCAAAAGGCAAACAUGAGGAACUAGCAGAUGCUGGAAUUGAUCAUUUAAUUGACCGUGCUGAUUACGUCAAUGAGAUCAGAAAAAUUUCCCCAGAGGGUGUUGAUGUCGUUCUCGAUUGUAUGUGUGGCGAGGACUGCAAUCGUGGAUAUGGAUUGUUGAAGCCAAUGGGAAAGUAUCUCUUGUAUGGAUCUGCAAAUGUCGUUACUGGUGAGACCAAGAGUUUCUUCAGUGUCGCACGUUCUUGGUGGCAAGUCGAUAAAGUCUCACCAAUUAAGCUUUUCGAUGAGAACAAGUCAUUCUCUGGCUUUAAUUUGCGUCAUUUAAUGUAUCAGCAAAAUGGAGCUGAUUAUGUUCGUAGCGCUAUGAAUGAAGUCUUCAAAAUGUUUAUUGAUGGAAAGAUUAAGCCUAAGAUUGACUCAACAUGGGCAUUCGAAGACGUUUGUGAUGCUAUGCAGAAGAUGCACGAUCGUAAAAACAUUGGCAAAAUCUUAUUAGAUCCAGCUCAAGAACCAAAACCGAAGCCACCAACUCCAGUUAAAGUAAAGGUGAAAAAAGAGAAGAAGGAAAAGGUAACAUCGCCAACAAAGGAGGAGGCACCAAAAGCUGAGGAAGCUGUGGCUGAAGAAAAUGGCAAAGCUGAGGAAAAUGGAAAAGCCGAAGAAAAUGGAAAAGCUGAGGAAGAAAAGCCAGCAGCUGAAAAUGGGACCGAUAAAGUUGAGGAAGUCAAAGUUGCUGAAGAAGUUAAAGCAGCUGCUUAAUUGCACACAAAUGACACUCAUUUAGAUAGCUUAUGCUUUUAAUAGCUUAUUCAAUAUCAUGCCAUUCUUAAAAAACAAUCACAAAAUUAAUAUCUUUUUGGAUUCAAGAAAUCCACAAAAACUUAUUUUUAAUAAAUGCUUUUAUUUACCUGAUUUAAAACAUUUUCCUUUUUUGUUUAGAAAAGAAAUAAAUCAGGUAAAAUUUUUGCAUACUUUAUAAGACAAAACACAAAAAAAACACAAUGCUAUAAUGUGGCUAAUGUCAUCUUUGCUUACACCCC